AUGAGCGGGCGGGGCCGCGCGGCGUACCGCGCCAUCUACCUGUCCUCGACCACCAAGUUCUGCACCACGCUGCACGCCUUCGGUGCGCAGGUGGCACCGCGCUACCACAUCGCGCCGUGGCAGAAGGACCCAUGGGCGGUGCAGAAGCACAAGUGGCGCGUGGCCAAGGCCAGAAGGCAGGGGCGCUGGGCCCUCGCCCCGAGCCCGCUCGCGGGCGUCCGCUCGCCGGACUGGCCCGACCCCGCGCUGCUCGGCGAGGCCGAGCUGGCGCAGGUGGCCGCGAGGGCACAGGCCGAGAAGCUGCAGGAUUUUGAGUUCUGGCAGCAGCUCGCCGAGAAGACGUUCAAGCUCCGCGACGUAAUGAGCGCAGGCGACCUGGCGACGAUCCUCGACGCGCUGCUGACGGCCGACCACAGGCACCUGUUGCUGAUGAAGACGCUAGCACGGGAGCUCGUCGACGACGCCGACAAGUUGCAGAUGGUGGAGGUCGCCGCGGUGGCGAACGCCUACGCGCGCUUCAGCUGCCUCAGCGAGCCCCUCGUGGAGGCGCUGUCGGCCCGGGCUACGGAGCUCAUGCAGGCACACUUGCGGGACCCGGAUCCAGAGUUCGACCCGCAGAGCGUGGCUGUGCUGGCGAGGCCCCGAGGGGGGGGGGGGGGGGGUCAGGGGGCGGGGGGGCCGUCACAGGUGGACGCCUUCACCUUCGCCGCCCUCUCCGAACUGAUUGUCUGCUUCGCGGCCCAGGGCCGCGCGCUAACGCCGGCCCCCGGCUUCUGGGAGGCCGCGGCGGCGAAGGCGCCCGGGAGCCGCAUGGCAUCGCUCUGCCCGGCGCUGCGCGCGCUGCCGGUGCAGCAGGCGCCCAGCUCCGCGCUGCGCGACGCGCUGGUGGCCGAGAUCCUGGCCGGCCUCCAGGACGUCCCCCUGGCGCCCGCCGCGGAGCCCCUCGGCGCGGCGCUGGGGCUCUGGGGCGCGCCAGCUGGCGCGGCGCCGCGGGCGCCUGCCUUUGCCCACGAGCCGCCGCCGCCGCAGCUGAUGCCUGACGUGGCGCGGCGCGGGCAAGGGCGCUCGCAGCCGCCGCCCCCGGCGAUCGCCGCCGGCGGCGGCGGGAGACACGCUGUGGAGGACUGGGGCGAGGUCGCCGUCAUCGAGGAGCCCCUGGAGCCCCCGGCCACAAUCGUCGAGGCCACCGCGAGCGCCGCCGAGCAGCCGGCGGCGGGGCCGCGCAGGCGCGAGGCGUUGAGGCGUGCGCGGUGGUACCGCGCGGCCAACCGGGGCCCCGCCCGCGCCGCCCGUCCGGAGUACGCGGCCUUCGACCCGUCCGAGGCGCUGGCGCGCGGCCGCCGCGGCGGGCUGGUGGCGGACGCCGUGGCGGGCCUGGGCGGGCUCUGGCGGCAGGACGGCGGCGCGCCCCGAGCACCGCCGGCGCCUGGCGGCGGCACUGCCGGGAGGUCGCCGGCCGAGCUGGAGUUGGAGCUCGUUGCCGCCGCGGCCCCGGUGCUGCGCUCCAGCUCGCAGGGGCUCUCCGCCGAGCAGCUGGUGGACUGCUGCGAGGUCUACGCGCAGCUGGCCGAGCGCGAGGCGCCCGGCGGCGGCGUGGGAGCGCACGCGGAGGUGGUCCGCGACCUGCUCCAGGAGGCCGUGCGCAAGCUGUCCAACUUCAGCCCCGACGGCCUGCGACGCCUGCACGCCGCCGCGCUGCAGGCGGGCAGCCUGGACCCCUACCUGGACUGGGCAAGGCAGCGAAGAUUUCCCAAGGCGCUGCGCCAGGAGCUCCGCGCCGGAGGCGGGGCCCCAGCGGCAGCGGCGGCGCCGCCGUGA
This is a messenger RNA of Prorocentrum cordatum, 1818 nucleotides long. The record is from the annotation of a GenBank genome assembly. NCBI's taxonomy places the organism in Eukaryota, Dinophyceae, Prorocentrales, Prorocentraceae.